UCUACCUGCCGCCGCCGCUACAUCACCUCCUCCCACCGCCCCAACUCCUCAUCUCUGGCUCUUCACCACCACCAAUGACCCUAUUGGGAAAUGGGAUUGAUCAACCCAUUUCCAAUUCUUACACGAACCAUUUCCAUCUACAAUUACCAAAUCACAACCCUCCCAAUCUUCUCCAUCAUCGAAUCCUCCUCCCGGUUCCUCAAAUUCACACACCGCCCAAUCGAUUUCGCACCCAAAGUCCGGUGAAUACGAUAGGAAAAGAAGUUGAAGCUUGGUGGUCUUCUGCGAUGGGGUCCACUGGUGGUGGGAAGAAUUGAUUUUAGGAGCAGCUGGUUGUGCACUUUGAGUUCAUAUAGUGGUGUGGCUGGAGAUGGGUUCAUUGAUUUGGUGAUAAUGGUGACAUGCUCAUCUUUUCCAUGAGGGAGGCAAUAUGCUGGAGAAUGGUUUCAAAGAAGACGGAGAAGGGGAACCUUCACAUAGUUUCAAGGUUGACCCUGGGAAACCUGCUUCCCUGACUUGGCAACGAAAAUUAAAUUGUAAAGGAAAUAUUCUUUCAGAGUUUACUCUCAAGUUUAGAGAAAUAAUUCAUAUGGCUGCAUUUAUUCUGCGGUUGAGGCAAUACGUAAACGAAACAGCUUCUGAAGGAAGACCAGGAAUAGUCGAUCCUUUCCAUAAGCGUCUCAUCACAUGUUAUCAUGGUGUUCCGCUUGGUGGUAUUGGUGCAGGAAGCAUUGGAAGAAGUUAUAGAGGCGAGUUCCAACGCUAUCAACUAUUUCCCAGAGCAUGUGACGAUAUCCCAGUUCUAGCAAACCAAUUUUCAGUUUUUGUUUCACGCCCAAAUGGCUACAAAUCUUCUACUGUAUUAUGCGCGGCAAGUCCAGAGUCCAUCAAACAAAGUAAAGGUUCAGGCAUUGGAUCCUGGGAUUGGAACCUUGAUGGAGAGAGAUGUACAUAUCAUGCUUUGUUUCCAAGGGCUUGGACUGUAUACAAGGGGCAACCUGAUGAAGAACUCAAUAUUGUAUGUCGUCAGAUUUCACCAUUUAUUCCUCAUAAUUAUAAGGAGAGCAGCCUCCCUGUAGCAGUAUUUACAUUCACGCUUUCUAAUUCGGGAAAGACUGAUGCGGAUGUAUCCUUGCUUUUCACAUGGGCUAACUCAGUGGGCGGGGUCUCAGGAUUUUCAGGUCAUCACUCCAAUUCAAAGAUGAUGGUGAAAGAUGGUGUGCAUGGAGUACUUCUGCAUCACAAAACUGCGAAUGGCCAUCCUCCUGUGACUUUUGCCAUUGCUGCUGAAGAGACAGAUACAGUUCAUGUCUCCGAGUGCCCUUGCUUCUUGAUAUCUGGGAACUCCCAUGGAAUCACAGCAAAAGAUAUGUGGCAUGAAAUUAGAGAGCAUGGAUCGUUUGACCGGCUUAAGCACAAUGAAACUCCAAUACCUUCAGAACCAGGAUCAUCUGUUGGAGCUGCCGUAUCAGCUUCUUUGACUCUUCCUGCUGGUACAGUCCACACUGUUACAUUCUCAUUGGCAUGGGCAUGCCCAGAAGUACAAUUUGCUAGUGGAAAGACUUACAACAGGCGCUAUACAAAAUUUUAUGGCACUUGUGGGGAAGCAGCGGCAAGUAUUGCACACGAUGCUAUUCUCGACCAUGUCCAUUGGGAAUCCCAGAUUGAAGCAUGGCAAAGACCAAUUCUUGAAGACAAACGACUUCCUGAAUGGUACCCAACCACUCUUUUCAAUGAACUCUAUUAUCUUAAUGCAGGGGGAACAAUCUGGACAGAUGGAUCCCUUCCAAUGCAGAACCUAACAACCAUUAAAGACACAAAUUUUUCCCUUGAUAGAUCCAGAUCGGAGUUUAAAGAAACAGUUAAGGUGGACCAUCAAAAUGACACCUCUAUUGAAAUUCUUGAAAGGAUGACAUCUGUACUUGAGAAAAUACAAACUCCAAUAACAUCAAAUUCUGCUUUUGGACCACGUUUACUUCAAGAUGGUGAAGAGAACAUUGGUCAGUUCCUCUAUCUUGAAGGGAUUGAAUAUCACAUGUGGAACACAUAUGAUGUUCAUUUCUAUUCAUCUUAUGCGCUACUGAUGCUGUUCCCAAAACUUGAACUCAGUAUCCAAAGGGACAUUGCAUCUGCAGUAAUGAUGCAUGAUCCAAGAAGAGUGAAAAUUCUGAGUGAUGGAAAGUGGGUCCCAAGGAAGGUUCUUGGUGCUGUUCCACAUGAUAUUGGACUUAAUGAUCCAUGGUUUGAAGUAAAUGCAUACAACUUUUUCAAUACAGACAGAUGGAAAGACUUGAACUCUAAAUUUGUUCUUCAAGUUUACAGAGACGUGGUUACCACUGGUGAUAAAAGUUUUGCACGAGCUGUUUGGCCCUCAGUGUAUGUUGCAAUGGCUUAUAUGGAUCAGUUUGAUAAGGAUGGUGAUGGGAUGAUUGAGAAUGAAGGAUUCCCUGAUCAAACAUAUGAUGCGUGGAUCGUUACAGGUGUGAGCGCAUAUUGUGGUGGUCUCUGGGUGGCAGCCCUCCAAGCUGCUUCAGCCAUGGCUCGUGAAGUCGGUGAUAUUGCAUCUGCUAAUUACUUUUGGUUAAAGUUUCAGAAGGCAAAGGCUGUAUAUGGCAAGUUAUGGAAUGGUUCCUACUUUAAUUAUGACAAUAGUGGUAGUAGCUCAAGUUCAUCCAUUCAGGCUGAUCAAUUGGCUGGACACUGGUAUGCAAGAGCAAGUGGUCUUUUACCAAUUGUUGACGAAGACAAAGCAAGAAGUGCACUUGAGAAAGUUUACCAUUUCAAUGUGCUAAAGAUAAUGGGAGGGAUGCGCGGAGCAGUUAAUGGGAUGCUACCAGAUGGAGGAGUUGAUAUGUCAGCUAUGCAGUCAAGGGAAAUUUGGGCAGGAGUUACAUAUUCUGUUGCUGCUGCUAUGGUUCAUGAAGACAUGACGGAAAUGGCUUUUCAGACUGCUGUUGGUAUCUAUGAAACAGCCUGGUCCGAGAAAGGCCUUGGAUAUUCAUUUCAAACCCCAGAAGGCUGGAACACUGAUAACCAAUAUAGAUCUUUGAGUUACAUGCGGCCAUUGACCAUCUGGGCAAUACAGUGGGCCUUGUCAAAGCCAAAACUCUCCAGCCAGGAGACGAGACCUGAAGCUAGUGAAGACUAUACAGAUUACAGUCACCAUGCAGGAUUUGAAAAGGUUGCACGCCUUCUAAAGUUGCCAGAAGAGGAGGCUUCUAAAAGCUAUUUACGGUCGGUGUAUGAUUUUUUCUUUCGGAGUUCAUCAAUGUAACUUUUAGGUCAUUUGAACUAUUAGUGAUAUUCCCUGUAAUGUUAAGGUCGUGAUAAAAUAAUUGCAGAUUGUCAAUAUGAUUUAUAUAUAUCAUUCAUAUUAAUAG
This is a messenger RNA of Cornus florida, 3380 nucleotides long. RefSeq lists its product as uncharacterized. Gene Ontology annotation, cellular component: membrane. The transcript has 20 exons. The record is from RefSeq and is a predicted model, not a curated record. Gene Ontology annotation, biological process: glucosylceramide catabolic process; carbohydrate metabolic process. Bases 431 to 3274 code for a protein of 947 amino acids. NCBI's taxonomy places the organism in Eukaryota, Viridiplantae, Streptophyta, Magnoliopsida, Cornales, Cornaceae. Gene Ontology annotation, molecular function: beta-glucosidase activity; glucosylceramidase activity.